Molecule: messenger RNA, 4201 nt
Organism: Acipenser ruthenus (sterlet)
Lineage: Eukaryota; Metazoa; Chordata; Actinopteri; Acipenseriformes; Acipenseridae
Product: complement factor H-like
Exons: 23
Coding region: 102-3920 (1272 amino acids)
Source: RefSeq, a predicted model, not a curated record
ACAUUACCCAAUAGGUACAUACUUAGCCUCUGUUUGUGCAGGCAUUUUACAAUUCAAUUUAGGUCAGGGAAACUACGUGAAACAAAAAAAACACAAAUAAAAUGGAAAAAAUACACCUAGUUUUGUUUCUUGCAACUUGGAGUGCCAGUGUUAUUUCCCAAACCCAAGCCUGUAAUACACCUCCUGUUGUGGAUAAUGCUUUUAUUUCUGAAAAUGAGAAGAUUGGCAAUUACUCAGAGGGAGACAUAGUAUACUACACCUGCCAUCCAGGAUACAUUUCAAGAGGACGCCUUCGAUACAAAUGUCAAGACGAGGAAUGGACUCAGUCACGCUUAUUAAAAUGUACACCAAAGCCAUGCGGACAUCCAGGGGACAUAAUAAAUGGCCGCUUCCAUCUGGUAAACAACACUGAAUUUCUGUAUGGAGUCCAAGUUAAAUACACUUGCAAUGAAGGAUACCAGAUGGCAAGUCAGAUGGAUUUCCGGGUAUGUCUAGAUAAUGGAUGGAGCAAUGAUGUUCCUCACUGUGAAGUGAAGACUUGCAUACCUCAAAAACCUGAAGCCGGUAUAAUAAUUACAAGUGGAAAGUUUGAAUCUGAUGAACCAAUUCCUUAUGGAAACGUGCUGAAGUUUGAAUGCAGCUCUUCCGAUUUCACAAUUGACGGUGAAUCUGAAGUACAUUGCAAAGCAGAUGGGAACUGGAGUAGCCCUUUUCCAACAUGCAAAGAACUAAAAUGCCCGUCACCACCAAAUAUACUUCAUGGAAGAUUGGUUGAAGCCUCAGAGAAUGAAUAUGCUCAUGAUCGAAAGGUGACAUACCAGUGUGAUCAGUUUUAUCAAAUUCAAGGGUCCACAUUUAUAAGAUGCAUUCAUGGAACAUGGUCAAUACCACCUAGCUGUAUAGGUUUAAGGCCAACAUGUGGUCCACCACCUGCAGUGGAUCAUGCUGAAAUUACACAUGGGGAAAGGAGAGAAUAUGAAGACAAUGAUUGGAUUAGAUACCGAUGCCACCAGGGUUAUGGAUUUGAAGGAUCAAUUUACUAUAGCACAUGUCGGCAUGGAAAGUGGUCAGAUGCACCAAAAUGUAUCAGUUUAAGGCCAACAUGUGGUCCACCACCUGCAGUGGAUCAUGCUGAAAUUACACAUGGGGAAAGGAGAGAAUAUGAAGACAAUAAUUGGAUUAGAUACCAAUGCCACCAGGGUUAUGGAUUUGAAGGAUCAAUUUACUAUAGCAUAUGUCGGCAUGGAAAGUGGUCAGAUGCACCAAAAUGUAUCAGUUUAAGGCCAACAUGUGGUCCACCACCUGCAGUGGAUCAUGCUGAAAUUACACAUGGGGAAAGGAGAGAAUAUGAAGACAAUAAUUGGAUUAGAUACCAAUGCCACCAGGGUUAUGGAUUUGAAGGAUCAAUUUACUAUAGCAUAUGUCGGCAUGGAAAGUGGUCAGAUGCACCAAAAUGUAUCAGUUUAAGGCCAACAUGUGGGCCACCACCUGCAGUGAAUAAUGCUGUCAUUCUACGAGGGGAAAGGAGAGAAUACAGAGACUCUGAAGUAAUUGAAUACCGAUGCAACCUGGGUUAUGAAUUUGAAGGAUCAAAUGACUAUAACACAUGUCGGCAUGGAACGUGGUCAGAUGCACCAAAAUGUAUCAGUUUAAGGCCAACAUGUGGUCCACCACCUGCAGUGGAUCAUGCUGAAAUUACACAUGGGGAAAGGAGAGAAUAUGAAGACAAUGAUUGGAUUAGAUACCGAUGCCACCAGGGUUAUGGAUUUGAAGGAUCAAUUUACUAUAGCACAUGUCGGCAUGGAAAGUGGUCAGAUGCACCAAAAUGUAUCAGUUUAAGGCCAACAUGUGGUCCACCACCUGCAGUGGAUCAUGCUGAAAUUACACAUGGGGAAAGGAGAGAAUAUGAAGACAAUAAUUGGAUUAGAUACCAAUGCCACCAGGGUUAUGGAUUUGAAGGAUCAAUUUACUAUAGCAUAUGUCGGCAUGGAAAGUGGUCAGAUGCACCAAAAUGUAUCAGUUUAAGGCCAACAUGUGGUCCACCACCUGCAGUGGAUCAUGCUGAAAUUACACAUGGGGAAAGGAGAGAAUAUGAAGACAAUAAUUGGAUUAGAUACCAAUGCCACCAGGGUUAUGGAUUUGAAGGAUCAAUUUACUAUAGCAUAUGUCGGCAUGGAAAGUGGUCAGAUGCACCAAAAUGUAUCAGUUUAAGGCCAACAUGUGGGCCACCACCUGCAGUGAAUAAUGCUGUCAUUCUACGAGGGGAAAGGAGAGAAUACAGAGACUCUGAAGUAAUUGAAUACCGAUGCAACCUGGGUUAUGAAUUUGAAGGAUCAAAUGACUAUAACACAUGUCGGCAUGGAACGUGGUCAGAUGCACCAAAAUGUAUCAGUUUAAGGCCAACAUGUGGUCCACCACCUGCAGUGGAUCAUGCUGAAAUUACACAUGGGGAAAGGAGAGAAUAUGAAGACAAUGAUUGGAUUAGAUACCGAUGCCACCAGGGUUAUGGAUUUGAAGGAUCAAUUUACUAUAGCACAUGUCGGCAUGGAAAGUGGUCAGAUGCACCAAAAUGUAUCAGUUUAAGGCCAACAUGUGGUCCACCACCUGCAGUGGAUCAUGCUGAAAUUACACAUGGGGAAAGGAGAGAAUAUGAAGACAAUAAUUGGAUUAGAUACCAAUGCCACCAGGGUUAUGGAUUUGAAGGAUCAAUUUACUAUAGCAUAUGUCGGCAUGGAAAGUGGUCAGAUGCACCAAAAUGUAUCAGUUUAAGGCCAACAUGUGGUCCACCACCUGCAGUGGAUCAUGCUGAAAUUACACAUGGGGAAAGGAGAGAAUAUGAAGACAAUAAUUGGAUUAGAUACCAAUGCCACCAGGGUUAUGGAUUUGAAGGAUCAAUUUACUAUAGCAUAUGUCGGCAUGGAAAGUGGUCAGAUGCACCAAAAUGUAUCAGUUUAAGGCCAACAUGUGGGCCACCACCUGCAGUGAAUAAUGCUGUCAUUCUACGAGGGGAAAGGAGAGAAUACAGAGACUCUGAAGUAAUUGAAUACCGAUGCAACCUGGGUUAUGAAUUUGAAGGAUCAAAUGACUAUAACACAUGUCGGCAUGGAACGUGGUCAGAUGCACCAAAAUGUAUCAGUUUAAGGCCAACAUGUGGGCCACCACCUGCAGUGGAUCAUGCUGAAAUUACACAAGGGAAAAGGAGAGAAUAUGAAGACAAUGAUUGGAUUAGAUACCAAUGCCACCAGGGUUAUGGAUUUGAAGGAUCAAUUUACUAUAGCACAUGUCGGCAUGGAAAGUGGUCAGAUGCACCAAAAUGUAUCAGUUUAAGGCCAACAUGUGGGCCACCACCUGCAGUGAAUAAUGCUGUCAUUCUACGAGGGGAAAGGAGAGAAUACAGAGACAAUGAAGUAAUUGAAUACCGAUGCAACCUGGGUUAUGAAUUUGAAGGAUCAAAUGACUAUAGCAUAUGUCGGAAUGGAAAAUGGUCAGAUGCACCAAAAUGUAUCAGCUCAGGCGCAGACUCAGGUUCAGAGUGUGGGCCACCACCUGUAGUGGAUAAUGCUGUCAUUGAACAAAGGCUAAAGACAUCCGGAGUCUAUCAAAAUGGCGAUACGAUGAAAUACCAAUGCCAAAGUUUCUAUGUACUUGAAGGAUCAAACCAAGCCAGGUGUAACAGAGGAACGUGGGAGAGCCUACCUAUUUGUUUAGAGCCAUGUACUGUUACCGACAGUGACAUGGAGCAAAGGAACAUUAUGUCAAGAUGGAGUACAUCAACAAACUUUAUAAAACAUAAUGAUAUAAUUGAGUUUACAUGUACAUAUUGGACUAGACUUCGCCGUGAUAGUGGUCCAUUAAGAAUACGCUGCAAUAAUGGACGACUGGAUCUGCCCAUAUGUAAUUACGGUGCAUGGCAGAAAUAAGCUUUAAGAAGAUGCUAUUCACUUGGAAACAAACAAACAAGCUGAACAGAAUAUACACAAUAUUUGUAAGGCUAAUUAAAUAUAUGAAUCAUUGUUCUAGACAAUUAUGCCUUAUUUCUAAAUGCAUUUUUGAUUUGUGUGGUUGACCUGGUGGAUUACUGUGAACAGGUCUUACAAUAACAUGUUAUGGAGCUUUUAGAAAGAACAUGUACAUGGAAAAUUAUGAGAACUUCUUUUUUUCCUUUCGAAAUAUAUGUAAUAAAAUAAUAUGUAAUACAGUA